AUGGCAGGGCGAGUCCACCCCGGAGCGCAGCGACACCCAACGAAUCUCGAUCCGACGGCAGAGUUCGUCGCGCGCGUGACACGCUGGUGGAACGACCCCACCGGACGACAUGUGCAGCGCUCGUGGAAGCCGGCCGGGCAGAGCGACGAGGACGAGGUGGAGCCGGCCCAUGCCCGUGUGGUUUUUCACAGUAGGUUGAUUGGGACGCUGAUGACGGCGUUGCUCGGGAGCCGGAAGGUGCGCGCGGGCAGGGGCGCCAUGCUCGUAGGCCGGUGCUUCAACGUAUCGAUCCUGGUUUUCGAGCUGAACGGGUGGGAAAAGGGCGCAUUGGUGAGCGAUACGGACACAACACAUCUCGACAGGGAGAGAAAUGGUGACUCAUAA
Molecule: messenger RNA, 384 nt
Organism: Epithele typhae
Lineage: Eukaryota; Fungi; Basidiomycota; Agaricomycetes; Polyporales; Epitheliaceae
Exons: 1
Coding region: 1-384 (127 amino acids)
Source: RefSeq, a predicted model, not a curated record